AUGUUCCUCAUCCGUCCGCUUCUCUUCAUUCUAUGGUGGCUCCGAUGUGGUGCACAGGAAACAACCGACGAUUUCCGGGAACACAACGAAUGGAUCGAUCCAAACGAUCCGACCACGCAUCUACGGAGAUCGGCGCCCCAAAUGUACACUUGUGAACGCGUCGAAUCGGCCGAGCCCACGCUAAAGCUCAUUUUGAGGGGACUUUUCAGACAAAUCCACGUGGAUCCGUCGCAGCGAGUCGGCUUUUAUCGAGCAGUCACCGCACAAAUGGGCAAAUACGAUGUCGAGCUGGUGCAAACUUAUUUGGACACUGCGAAUCCGACGCCCGAGCAACGGGAUGCAGUGCGAAAUGCGCUCAAUAACAUUUUUGAGGUGACUGAUCUCGGCAUCGAUGAUCCAUCUCGUUUCCAACUCCUACUGCGAAUGAUCGAACCAUGGAUCGUUCCACUGAACAUCCUCGUCGCCAUCCUCACUUUAAUCUACGUGAUGAAGCAAUUGUUUAGUUCGGGGCGGAUCCUGCGAAUUCUUCUUCUGCUCAUCUUCGUCAUCUCCCUGUUCACCUCGUACAAUCGAAUGUACCAAGAGAAGAUGGCGGAACGAAUCGCGCAAUCGAUGCAAGCGAAUGAUGCGUGUAAACCCCCAGGAAUUCUCUCGCGGUUCAAGAGCUUCAUCUCGAUUGAGAAAAAGUCGGAAUGCUUAAAGUUUAUCGAAGCUCAGACGGUGUCUGUCAUCUUUGAGAUCAGUCCGCUCGACGUUUUGUUCGAUGUACUGGGGAAUGGCCUUUUUUCACUGAUGGAACACUUCGCGACAAGGUUGAACAAAGCGACAAUCGCGUUGUACGAUGGACUCCCGAUUCCUCUUCAAAUAGCUGUCACUAUCGCUGUGCUCGUUAUUUUCUUGGUGAUCUUCCUGUUCGGUGUGGCUAGGUACAGGAUUGGUUUCUUCGGAAUGAGGUUUGAGCCAGCGAUUGGUGCAGGAUUGCUCGAUCAAAUUGGAGCUGCAGCGAAUGGAGUGAUCAACGCGUUGGAGUCACCUGGACAACAAAAUCAACAAACACCACACCAAAGCCAGCGUGCUUGGAUCGAAAACGUGACGCCGAGAACGAAAGACAGGAUGAGUCGAAUGUUGCCAGAGGCGAACAAUGGGGAACAUCAUCGAAUUCGUCACCGCUCGCCGUCACCAUCGCCAAAACCGAGAUCCCAUUCGACGCCGAGAAUCGCUUUGACUUUUUCGAAAGAU
Molecule: messenger RNA, 1239 nt
Organism: Mesorhabditis belari
Lineage: Eukaryota; Metazoa; Nematoda; Chromadorea; Rhabditida; Rhabditidae
Source: the annotation of a GenBank genome assembly